Messenger RNA from Nicotiana attenuata, 1097 nucleotides. Its product is annotated as hydroxyproline-rich systemin-like. Lineage: Eukaryota; Viridiplantae; Streptophyta; Magnoliopsida; Solanales; Solanaceae. Bases 28 to 777 code for a protein of 249 amino acids. The record is from RefSeq and is a predicted model, not a curated record. The transcript has 2 exons.
AGGUCUGUUUUAAGAAACAAAAUAACGAUGACUAAAAUGAUUCUCUUCAUGAGAGCUAAUUUCUUUCUUAUCUAUUUCCUCGUUUUCAUAAGAUCUGAAGCAAGAACUUUGCUAGAAAAGCAACAUGAGCAGAAGGUGGUAAAAUCUGGUUAUGGAAGGCCAGCUCCACUACCUCCACCUCCAUCCCGAGAAUCAGCUUCACCAAGUAACCAAGAAAGACUUGGACGACGCGCUCAUCUUCCACCUCCUGCACCCAAACAUGAUCCGAAAAUCGAUCAAGUCACAAGCCGCAGGCAUGGUAGAGAAAGCAGUGAGCUCUUAGUUACAAUUACAAGCAAUGUUAUUAGUGAUAAUGAGCUGCUAAUUUUGCUUCCGAGCACUUCAUCAGACAACCAAGAAAGAUUUGGGAAGCACGGUCAUAUACCACCACCAGCACCAAAGCCAGCUGAUGAGCAGGGACAGAUAAUUGUCACUUCCUCUAAUUGUCAAGAUCACGAUCACAUGAAUAGUAACAACUACGGAAGAGAGGAAAGAAUGGUAUCACCUCCAACUCCAAAGCCAGCUGAUGAGGAGGGUCAAAUUGUUAUCACCUCCUCUACUACUACUAAUGAUGAUCACAUGGAUAGUAACUAUAUUGGAAGAGAGGAACGAACACUAACACCUCCCUCACCCCACCAUGAUGCACCCAUCGGUCAACUCACAAGCAGAUAUGGCGGCCAAGGACUUAAACCUUACAAAUCUCUAAUUUCUUCGUUACCUCUUCAGGCUUCCUAUUAAUUAGGCUUCUAUAGCUCUACAACCCAACUUUAUAUUAAGUGGCCCUACUAAGUAGUAGUAGUAUACUAUUUGGUUUGUACUUCUUAAUAUAACCUGCUUUUAGUUCAGCGCUCUCUCUAUAUAUAUAUUGUCAAAUAUGAUGAUGCACUAAUAGCGUGAGUUAUCUAGCUAUAUAGGCUUGUCAGUUAAUGUAACUUAGUUUUAUUCUAUAUAUCCUGCAGGCUGCGUGCAUGCUUUAUAUAUAGUCAGUCUUGUGUAAUAUAACUAUGUACUUAGUAAAUGAAUUUGAUGAGUGAUGGUUUCAGGGCAUUUGUUAUCAA